AUGUACUUCAACACAGCCCUCGUCCUCGCCCUUGCCGGCGCCGCAUGCGCCGCUCCCUCAUCAGAGAACAAGCCCCGCCAGCAGCAGGGCCAAUUCGACGCCUCGGACCCAGACUUCCUCUCGCUGAUCCCCGAGUUCGGCGUCGAGCAGGGCGUCAACCCGACGGGGACGGGCGACUGCGACGGGUUCAACGCGGCGCAGAACAAGGUGGUGCCCAUCAACUGCGAGAAGUGCCCGCCGCCGCGUGACGCCUACGUGCAGCAGCUCGCCAAGGACCUGAACGCGGGCAACGUGUUCGGCUCCCCCGUCACCUUCAACACGGACCCGGCCACCGCCAACGACGCGCAGGCCAACAAGGACCGCGCCACCGCGUGCCUCACCUCGCUGCAGAGCUUCUACGGCUCCAAGGGCGUCGGCUGCCCCGCCGUCGCCGCGCCCAACAUGGCCAAGCAGCAGACCACCGGCGUCAGGGACGACAAGCAGUUCAUCCCCCAGGCCGGCGGCGCCGGCGGUGCCAGCGGUGCCAGCGGCGCCAACUCGGCGAGCGCUGCCUCCGCGAGCGGGGCUGCCAGGAAGAGGAAGAACAUCUAG
Molecule: messenger RNA, 591 nt
Organism: Diaporthe citri
Lineage: Eukaryota; Fungi; Ascomycota; Sordariomycetes; Diaporthales; Diaporthaceae
Exons: 1
Coding region: 1-591 (196 amino acids)
Source: RefSeq, a predicted model, not a curated record